GGAACCUUUCACAAGGGAAGAAGCAAUUCAGUUGUUAGCCAUUUUCUAACUAGCUUUAUAUCUUUACAACUCUAGUCGGCAGACUUUUUAUUAGCUGAUCGCAGUCACUGUCCAAAGUACGAGCUGUUUCGAAAUAACGAAAGCGAAAGAGUUUUCUUAUUAACAUCGGGAAUAAAACCAAGUGCCACGAAUCCAGAGAUUUGCUUCAAUUUUGUAUUUUUUUUUUCCGUGUAGCAGAGAAUCGGUUAACGGAGGGUUAUUUAGAGUGAAGCCGGUCGAUAAGGACGAUCAGACAGACGGAUUGAUUAAAAAUAAAUCCAUCUAGUCCCGCGGAAAGGACACCUUGAAAAACAGAAGGGAUGAGAGGACUUUGUGUUUUGCGGAGAGCUGACGGGGUCGUGGUCUGUCUCCUUCUCCUGGUUUACUCUGCACACGCAGAUGAUUUUAAAGUCGAAGUCCCAGUUGAACCCGUGUCUGCCAGUGUGGGGAGCAGCGUGAUUCUUCCCUGUCGCAUCUCCAAAGGCGUCAGCGCCGUGGACAUGGAGGUGAGGUGGGUGAAAAACAAGAAUGAAAUCGUGCAUGUCUACACAAACAGAGCCGACCUGGAAGGCCGGCAGAGCCCAGAAUUCAAAGGCAGAACUCACCUGGAUAAAGAACCACUGGGAUCCGGGAACAUGUCUCUACAGCUGAACGAUGUCAGAGUCUCGGAUGAAGGAAGCUAUCAGUGUUUCGUAGUUGCAAAGAGCUGGUUCGCUGACUCCACCAUGAAAUUAAAGGUCUUAGCGCUCGGGAGCUCCCCGCGCUUCACUGUGGUUGGCUGGCAGGACAGUUCCAUCACUCUGCAGUGUGACUCGGAGGGCUGGUUUCCUAAGCCGGAGCUGCAGUGGAGGAAUGUGAAGGGUGCUGAUUUAACAGGGAGGGCUGUUCUCACUGAGAAGCCAGGAGCAGACGGGCUCUUCACUCUCCAGAGCGCUCUGCAGAUAUCGGAACAGGAGGCCGACGGGAUCAUCUGUCUUAUCAGACACGGGGAGGAGAAGAGAGUCCUACAGACUCGAAUCCACAUCGACGGUGAAUUCUUCACGCUGGUCGCCCCCUGGUGGAAGGGCUUGUCAGUGUUUUUAAUAGUUUGUGUAACAGCUUUCGUAGUCCUCGUCGUUGUGGGCGUGUACAACUACAAGAACCUCAAAGAUUCUCAGGCAAUGGCUGAACAGAGUCACGAAGCAGAGUGUGAUGAUCUUCGUAAAGAAUUAAAAUCUCACGGAUUUGUCCUCAAAUCAGAAUGGGAGGCGAUUCAAAGAGAAUCAGUGGCUGUGACUCUGGAUCCUGAUACAGCACACUGUCGUCUCACUGUGUCUGAAGAUGGGAAACGAGUGAGAAAUGACUUCAAUGACAAGACUCUCCCCAACCCUGAACGGAGAUUUGAUCACCAUUGCAUUGUGCUGGGCAGGGAGGGGUUCACCUCAGGGAGAAACUACUGGGAGGUGGAGGUGGGGAAGAGGGAUAACUGGAAACUGGGUGUGGCCAGCGAGUCUGCCAAGAGGAAAGGACAUGUUGAUCUGAGUCCCAAGGAAGGUUACUGGGUGCUCCAGUUACUCAAUGGACGUGAUCUCAAUGCCUUGACCGACCCCGAUACCCCUCUCGAGCUGCUGCCCCCCAUGAAGGUCGGGGUGCAUCUGGAUUAUGAAGAGGGCAAGCUCUCUUUUUACAGGGUGGAGGAUCAUUUUGUUAUUUACACCUUCCUGGGGAAAUUCUCAGGGAAACUCUUCCCUUUAUUUAAUCCAGGAGAGGAAGGGUACGAACUUGUGAUCCUGAACAAACAAGAUCAAUCAGAUCAUUCCGUUUCAUCGAAGGCAGAGCCUCCCCACACCCCUGUGUAACUGUUCUCUUGUACCAGUUGCUUUGCAAGGGAAUUGAAAAUCCUAGGACCCUCCCAGUUUUAACUGAUGCCAUUUUAAAGGAAAGGACACUGUCCUGUCUUUUCAUUUCAGUACAGAUGUCGUCCCACGGCAGUGAAGAGGUUCAACUAAAUUGGGAAAACUCUCCCUUUAAAGUUGGCACCA
This is a messenger RNA of Polyodon spathula (Mississippi paddlefish), 2060 nucleotides long. Its product is annotated as butyrophilin subfamily 1 member A1-like. The record is from RefSeq and is a predicted model, not a curated record. The transcript has 10 exons. Lineage: Eukaryota; Metazoa; Chordata; Actinopteri; Acipenseriformes; Polyodontidae. Gene Ontology annotation, molecular function: protein binding. The coding region runs from base 360 to 1877 and encodes 505 amino acids.